Molecule: messenger RNA, 828 nt
Organism: Lynx canadensis (Canada lynx)
Lineage: Eukaryota; Metazoa; Chordata; Mammalia; Carnivora; Felidae
Gene: RARRES2
Product: retinoic acid receptor responder 2
Exons: 6
Coding region: 212-703 (163 amino acids)
Biological process (GO): regulation of lipid catabolic process; inflammatory response
Molecular function (GO): signaling receptor binding
Source: RefSeq, a predicted model, not a curated record
GUCAACCCAACUGUCCGUCUGUCCGUCCGUGAGCCUUUGCUAUAAGGCAACACCCUGGUAUCUUUCACCGAGGGGGCUUCUGUUUCCACAUCUGUAACCUUCUGGUUCUAAGACUGCCAGUACACCGGAGUUCUGGGGCUGCAGGGCCCGGGCUGGUGGCUCCCCUGGCUGAACACGCUCUCUGCAAGGCCAGGGUGACAGAGGUGAAGCCAUGUGGCAGCUGCUGAUCCCCGUGGCCCUGUGGCUGGGCAUGGUGGGCCUGGGCAGAGCGGAGCUCACGGCGGCCCAGCAGCGGGGCCUGCAGGUGGCCCUGGAAGAAUUCCACAAGCACCCGCCUGUUCAGUGGGCCUUCAAGGAGAUUGGCGUGGACAGCGCCACAGACACGCUCUUCCCUGCAGGGACCUUUGUGAGGCUGGAAUUUAAGCUCCAGCAGACGAGCUGCCGGAAGAAAGACUGGAAAAAAGCUGAGUGCAAAGUCAAGCCCAAUGGGAGGAAGCGGAAAUGCCUGGCCUGCAUCAAGCUGAACUCUGCAGACAAAGUCCUAGGCCGGAUGGUCCACUGCCCCAUACUCACGCAGGUCCACCGGGAGCCUGAGGAACAGCACGAGGGGCAGUGCAGCAGGGUGGAGCGUGCAGGAGAGGACCCCCACAGCUACUACUUCCCGGGACAAUUUGCCUUCUUCAAGGCCCUGCCCCCCAGCUGAGGCCUGCUGAAUUUUGUCCCGCUUCCCGGACAGCAGGAGGUAACCAGUGAAAGACCCACCUCCCAUCCCCGCGCCCAGGGAGGACGAUCCCAUUAUCCCCGAGCUAAUAAAACCGCUCUCCCAGA